AUGGAACACCCUCAUAGUAAAAAAUUUGCGAAAGUAAGAAAUUAUCAAUCGCAACAACAAGCAUUCUUAAUUGGAUUAUUAAAUGAUCAAUGCGAUAUAGUAUUUCAAAAACCAUUUAAAAUUAGUAAAAAAACAUUACAAUUUUUAACACUUAAAUUAAUAAUAUUCCCAAAACAAGAUGAAAUUAAAUUUGCAUCUCUUGUUAAACAAAAAUGUGAAUCGAUUCUUACUUUAGAAAUGAAAAAAGGACUAGAACAUAAAACAGCAAUUAGAAGGUUUGAAAAUAAUAAACACACGAUUGGACUUGAUCUUCUUAGAGAUAUUUUAGAGUCAUUUGGUUAUUUCUUUAAUACAAAGAAAAGUAGUGGUAAGAAAGGUGCUUUAAUAAUGGAAAAUAUUUAUGAAGUUUUUUAUAAUGGCAAGUUUAUAUCUUCUCGAGAAGAUAUUAUCAUCAAAGGCGAAAGAAUAAAUAGAUAUUUAACUAAUAUCAUUCGGAAUUCUAUCGAUUUCACUCUGCCUAAAAAUUGUAAAGUAAUCAAUAAUAUCAUGUAUAAUGUAUAA
This is a messenger RNA of Entamoeba dispar SAW760, 561 nucleotides long. RefSeq lists its product as uncharacterized. The record is from RefSeq and is a predicted model, not a curated record. Lineage: Eukaryota; Evosea; Mastigamoebida; Endamoebidae. Bases 1 to 561 code for a protein of 186 amino acids. The transcript has a single exon.